Molecule: messenger RNA, 1899 nt
Organism: Leptosia nina
Lineage: Eukaryota; Metazoa; Arthropoda; Insecta; Lepidoptera; Pieridae
Source: the annotation of a GenBank genome assembly
AUGGAUUUUGAUGGCAGUCAAAAAGGUGCUGGGUGGCGCUGGCCGCUCAUCCUUUCUGUUAUAUUCUUGAAUAUUUGUUUGCCAGCUUUAGUGUUAUCAUAUGGAGUUCUGUGGGUGCACAGUUUAUCAAAUUUUGAAGCACCGCUAUGGCUUGGUUUUCUUACUCCUUCUAUCCUCAUGGUCACUUAUAAUCUAACACAAUGCUGGUUCAGAGAAGCUGCAGACUCGUGGGGCGGAUCGGUAGGCUAUCGAGUAUUGGCAUCUAUUGGCCUCUUGUUUGUGAUCGGAGGCCUAAUUUUGUGUGCUUUUAUACCAUAUUAUCUUCAAGCCGUCGUCUAUGGUGUCCUUUGUGGAUUGGGUUCAUCCCUUAUAUCAGCACAAGUUGACGCAGUUAUAUUUGAAACUUACGACUCCCAUAUCAUAAUUGUGAGGGGCUCGGGCUUCUUGGGACAGGCUGUUGGAUUGUCAAUAUUUCCUCAUAUUCUGACAGCCCUGAUCGAUACAUACGGUUACGGUCACGCAUAUGUUGUGCUCGCGGGUAUAAUGCUUCAAUCACUCGUAGCUAUUAUGUUUUUACAUAUAGACGAGAACGUAAGACGACCAGCCACAUUCUCUAGGUAUAAAGAUUUAUCUCAAGCAUACAUAGUAUACAAAAAUGAAGCGAUGGACCAUUUCUACGGCACAGAACUUCAAUUGCAUCACAAAAAUAAUAAAUCUUGGAAGAAUCCCUCUGAUGAUAAUGUGCGUUUCGACGUCGAAUUAAAUGAUGACGAUGGAUUUAUUUUGGAAACUAUAACACCUCCUCCUAGCCCUGAGGAGAAGCGGCGGAAUAUAUUUGGCAUUGAUAUAUUACCACAAAUACCUGAAGAAAGUGAGGAGAGCGAUACCGAAGAAAUUGUACCUGUUACGGAUAAUAAUAAGAAACGUCUCAGUGUAGCAAUUAAAAGACUGAGCACUUUAGGUGAUAGUAUAGACGGAUGUAUAACGCAUCAAGUUAGAAAAGAUUCACAACCAAAAGGAGAGACCAACGACAGCAAUGCAUCUACAGAAUUUUUUGAAGUUAAAUAUGACACAAUCACUCCCAUGACUGAUAUACAAACAGAAAAAUUAUUAAAUACGUUUAGCUUCAGGUGUCAAUCUGCGUAUAGAAGUGUGAAAAGAAAAUUGUGGAUUCCGUCAUACAGAAUGUACAGAAUCAAACGGAGGUUAACAUACCUAUUGUACAGCAUAAAUGAUACAUUUAUAAAACCAUUAACUAGAUCUCUGUCGUGUGCCAAAUUUUACCCAGCGUUGCUCCUUAGUUUCUCCAGAUUAAGUUUAUUGACAAUUUGUUUAGUUCUUUUGCCAAUGUUGGCGUCAGAAGUUCAACCGAAGAUUUCUAUUCUCGAAAUGAACUUUUUGAUGACGCUACACGGUUUUACAUGGAUUUGCUUUUUGUUGUGCACGCCGUGGCUUGCGCAAACCCCAAAACGAAAUUAUAAGUAUGUUACAAUAUUCGGCCUCCUCGUUUCUACAGCAUCCGCUUUUGUUUUGGCGGCCGAUAAUAACCACGAUUCAUAUUCCAUUGGAUGCGUCAUAGCAGGUUUUGGAUAUGGUGCAGUAACAUCUUGCUGGGAAGGGACUGUACAAGACUAUGUCGGUGCAAGAAAAUGGCCGAAAGUCCACAGUGCUUUGGAAACUCUAUCAGCGACCCUGUUAGCUGUAUUCGUGGCAGGCAUUUCUUUUGUCGUAGAAAAAGAAAAUGGACUUAAAUUGGUCAUGUUCAUUUUAGGUAUUACCUUGGCUGUGAUAACAAUUUUAUGGGUAGUUAUAGGAGCUGUGUCCAUAUAUUUAACAAAAGUGAAAUCCUUAAGACUGCAUAAAAAAUCCCUGUUUAGGAAGGAACAAGUUGAUUUGUGA